This is a messenger RNA of Oryzias latipes (Japanese medaka), 2752 nucleotides long. Lineage: Eukaryota; Metazoa; Chordata; Actinopteri; Beloniformes; Adrianichthyidae. The record is from RefSeq and is a predicted model, not a curated record.
AUGGGACGAGCGCAGAGAGCGGGAAGGGGCGAGACGCUGGAGGAGAUCGGUGAGGUAGGGUGGGGCCAGGUUAUGAAGGGCUUUGAAAGUGCUGAGGAGAACUUUGAAUUUGAUACGCUGAGCGAUGGGGAGCCAGUGAAGGUUCUGAAGGACAAGGGUGAUGUGUUCACGAGGACAGCGGUUCUAGCAGGGGAUGCUAAGCUUAAGCUUCGCCUCACGCGGCUACGUCUGGAGACAGAGGAGAGGGAGAGAGAAAGAGAGCGACGGGCAGAGUAUGAGCUCCGCCUGCAGGUUUGCAGGAUGGAGAUUGAGGCGGACAAGGAAGUCCGGCUGAAGCAGCUGGAGGUUGAGGCUUUGCAACACUCUGCAGCACAGUCUUCGAUGGCAGACACUGCUACUGCUUUAGCGGUUUCUGACGGGAAAAGGGGGUUUGAUGUAUGCAGAAACAUAGCGAUGGUGCCUACGUUUCGUGAGUCUGAGGUGGAUUCCUACUUUAAAGCUUUUGAACGUGUGGCAAUAGCUCUUGACUGGCCAGAGGACAUGUGGUCCAUAUUGCUUCAAUGUAAGCUGGUGGGAAAAGCUCAGGAAGUUGUAUCCUCUCUUUCUGUUGCUGACAGCUUACAAUACACAGUGCUGAAAGAGUCUAUAUUGCGUGCCUAUGAACUUGUACCAGAAGCAUACAGGCAGAAAUUCAGGAAUCACAAGAAACCUAGUGGUCACACAUUUGUUGAGUUUGCAAGAGAAAAAAGUGUUCUCUUUGACAAGUGGUGUUCGGCCAGUGAAGUUCAAAACAAUUUUGAGUCUCUCCGUCAGCUUGUUCUUCUUGAGGACUUUAAGGGUUCAUUACCAGAGAAAGUCGUUGUGUUCCUCAAUGAACAAAAAGUUACAUCAUUGUCAAAGGCAGCAGUGAUGGCUGACGAGUUUGUUUUAACCCAUAAGACUGUGUUCUGGUCUCAUUCUGAAGGGUUAGCAGGACCCCGCCCUCUGAGAGUGGAGCCUAGAUCGUUUCCUCAGGAUAAGCCCAGAGAACUAUCAACUUCCCCUCGUGGUAGUCGUGAAUUGUUCUACUGCCAUAAAAGGGGCCAUGUUGUUGUAGAUUGUCCUGGUCUGAAACGCAAAUUGUCAUCCACAUCACCUCAACCUAAAGGCAUGGGUCUGCUCAAAAGUUUGCCAGGUAUGGACAAGCCUCAAACUUUAGACCCAUGUUUCAAACCUUUUGUGUCUCAGGGUUUCAUUUCAGAAACAGGCCAUCCAGACAACCAACAGCCGGUGACUAUGCUGAGAGACAUGGGCGGCUCACAAUCUGUCAUACGGGAAGGAAUAUUGCCAUUAACUGAGGGCUCUUCAUGUGUGGAUUUCAUUCUCGGAAACGACAUAGCGGGUGGAAAGGUUGUACCAGCUCCUGAGGUGACAGAAAACCCUGUUGUGGACUUAGGUGUUGAGAAUCCACAGCCAGGUUUUGAACGUUUCCCUCAUUGUGUUGUCACCAGGGCUCAAACACAGAAGUACGGUCUUGAUUUGUCUGAUUCCUUUCUUGCUGGAGAAUGUGUUUCGGUGAAGGGCAGAUCUAGCAGAUUGCCUAAGGUUUCACCUAAGUCUUUAACAUCGUGUCCUACAACAGUUGAAUUACCAGCUACACGAGAAGAAUUCAUCGCAGCACAGAAGGAAGACACAUCCAUUAAGAAAUGUCAUGCGCUUGUUCUUUCUCUUACAGAGGCUGAGAAAAUGAAAACUGCAUAUUUUUACAAUGAUGGCUUACUAAUGCGCCAAUGGACAAGCGGAAACCCUAGUGAGGACUGGGCAGUGACUAAUCAGGUGGUUGUGCCUACAGUCUUUCGUCCUCAGGUGUUGAUGCUGGCUCAUGAUCACCCGUGGUCGGGACACCUGGGGGUUACAAAAACCUAUGAUCGUGUCCUUAAACAUUUCUUUUGGCCUGGACUCAAGUCGGAUGUCAUUCAUUACUGUCGCACUUGUCACAUAUGUCAGUUAGCAGGAAAACCAAACCAAGUAGUUCCUCCUGCCCCCCUCGUUCCUAUUCCUGUGCAUGAGGAACCAUUCGAGAGGGUCAUUGUCGAUUGUGUGGGACCACUGCCGAAGGCAAAAACCGGAAACCAGUUUAUACUCACCAUCAUGUGUGCAUCUACAAGGUUCCCUGAAGCGGUCCCUUUGAGGAGAAUAACAGCUAAUGUUAUUACUAAGGCUUUGGUGAAGUUUUUCUCUGUGUUAAUUUCCUGAUGAUGUUCACCUGGGACUGCAGCUUCAUCAGCUGUGACUGGCCGUCUGCUGGUCAUGUGGUGCUCCUCUACCAGGAAGCCGGAGCCUAUUAAAGCACACCUGGGAGCUGAGCCUGGGAGAGUCUGGUGAACUGUCUCUGGCUGACACUCACUGCGAUCCUGACUCUCUUUUGGCUGCAUGCUUCUGACUAAGCUGUUUUCCUCAGGUACGUGGUGGGAGGUUGUGAUCAGGCAAGUUUGGGGCCCCAUACAUUUUCACACGCAGGCUGAACUUUGUUAGACACACCAGGUAAGGGGUUGGUGCCAUUUCUUGUAAUGUUUUGUAUGUUUGUAUUUAGACUAGUUAGGUAGUCUUUUGUUGAUCUUUUGAUUUAUGGGUUUAGUUGCAGAGUUAGGCCUGGUUUUGUUAUCUUGAGUUUAUUUAUUUGGCACAACCCAAACGUCACUUCCUCCCCCACAGGUAAUUGUUUGCAGCAGCCUGAGUCUUUGAAUAUUAUAAACCAUAUUUAUAUACAUCA